This is a messenger RNA of Boeremia exigua, 990 nucleotides long. RefSeq names its product serine/threonine protein phosphatase-like protein 2A catalytic subunit. Bases 1 to 990 code for a protein of 329 amino acids. Gene Ontology annotation, molecular function: protein serine/threonine phosphatase activity. The transcript has 6 exons. NCBI's taxonomy places the organism in Eukaryota, Fungi, Ascomycota, Dothideomycetes, Pleosporales, Didymellaceae. Gene Ontology annotation, biological process: mitotic cell cycle; peptidyl-serine dephosphorylation. Gene Ontology annotation, cellular component: cytosol. The record is from RefSeq and is a predicted model, not a curated record.
AUGGAUACCAAUAUGGAGGAUGUCAAGAUGCCCGAGCCGAUGCAGCUGUCGUCAGUUCCGGCGUCGGAGCCCACCACAAUCCCCACCCUGGACGGCUGGAUUGAGACCCUGAUGCAAUGCAAGCAAUUGGCGGAGAGCGACGUGCAGAGGCUGUGCGACAAGGCUCGUGAGGUUCUCCAGGAAGAGUCAAACGUACAGCCAGUGAAAUGCCCCGUCACAGUCUGCGGUGAUAUCCACGGCCAGUUCCACGACCUGAUGGAGUUGUUUAAGAUUGGUGGUCCCAACCCAGACACGAACUACCUCUUCAUGGGUGACUACGUUGACCGAGGAUAUUUCUCUGUCGAGACCGUGACUCUCCUUGUUGCUCUUAAGAUUCGAUACCCCCAGCGCAUUACUAUUCUCCGUGGAAACCACGAGUCGAGACAGAUCACCCAAGUUUACGGCUUCUACGACGAGUGUCUCCGCAAAUACGGCAACGCCAACGUCUGGAAGUACUUCACAGACCUUUUCGACUAUCUUCCCCUCACAGCUUUGAUCGACAACCAGAUCUUCUGCUUGCACGGUGGUCUCUCUCCUAGCAUCGACACACUUGAUAACAUCAGGGCGCUUGACCGCAUCCAGGAAGUACCCCACGAAGGGCCCAUGUGCGAUCUUCUCUGGUCAGACCCCGAUGACAGGUGUGGUUGGGGAAUAUCUCCUCGUGGUGCCGGCUACACAUUCGGUCAGGACAUCUCGGAGGCCUUCAACCACAACAACGGCCUGACUCUGGUGGCACGAGCCCAUCAGCUUGUUAUGGAGGGUUACAACUGGUCGCAAGACAGGAAUGUCGUGACCAUAUUCUCGGCACCAAACUACUGCUACAGGUGCGGUAACCAGGCGGCCAUCAUGGAAAUUGACGAGCACCUAAAGUACACUUUCCUGCAAUUCGACCCCUGCCCGCGCGCUGGCGAACCAAUGGUGUCGCGUAGGACUCCGGACUACUUCUUGUAG